GUCAAACAGGUGGUGGGUGGGAUGGGUGUUGUUUCUGGUGAUGGUCUGUGCUCUGCUGAGGCAGUGAGAUGUAUAUACAUUUUUGAGGGAGGGGAGGGGGCAGCCCACGAUCUUCUGCACUGUCUUGACCAUUCCCUGAAGCUCCUUCCGGUCUGCCUCGGUGAAGAGGGAGAACCAUACCGAGGUACAAUAGGUCAGGAUGGUAGAAGGUUACCAACAGCUUCCAGUUGAUGUUGUUCUUCCUAAGCACUCUCAGGAAGUGCAGAUGCUGCUGGGCCUUCUUGAUGAUAGCCUUGAUGUUGGCAGACCAGGAGAGGUCAGCAGAGAUGGUGGUGCCCAGGAAAGUGAAGGUGCGCACUCUGUCCACUAAGUCGCCAUUGAUGGUGAGGGGAGGUGGAUCUGCCCUGUGUUUCCUGAAGUCCAGGAUGAUCUCCUUAGUCUUUGUGGUGGUGUUCAUAGCCAGGUUGUUCGCUGCACACCACGCAGACAGCUACACAAUCGCCUCUCUGUAGGCUGACUGGUCUCCUCCUGAGAUCAACCCCACCACAGUCGUGUCAUCAGCAAACAUCACGAUGGUGUUGCUGCUGUGGGUCGGUGUACAGUCGGAAGUGUAAAGGUUGUAGGGCAGGGGGCUCAGCACACACCCCUGUGGGGAGCCCGUGCUGAGUGUUCGGAUGGAUGAGAAGUGGGAGCCAAGUUUGACUGUUUGGGCCCCGUUAGUGAGGAAGUCCUUUAUCCAGCUGCAGAUGGGUGGGGAAAGACCAAGGUCAGACAGCUUGUUAACCAGGAUGUCAGGGAUGAUAGUAUUGAAGGCUGAGCUGUAGCCUAUGUAGAGCAUCCUGACGAAGCUCUCCCAAUGUCCCAAGUGGCUCAGCGCGGUGUGAAGAGCGAUGGCUAUGGCGUCUUCGGUUGAUCAGUUUGCCCAGUAGGCAAACUGGUAGGGAUCAAAGGAAGGGGGAAGACAGGCUUGGAUGGACCAGCCGUUUCAGGCACUUAGUAAUGGUGGGUGUCAGCGUGAUGGGACGGUAGUCGUUGAGGUUGGACGUGGGUGUUUUUUUGGGGACGUGGAUGAUGGUGGCAGACUUCAGGCAGGCUGGCAUGGAGGCCUGAGCCAAGGAGAGAUUGAAGUUGGUGGUAGAGACCUGUGUAAGCUGAUCCGCACAGGCUCUGAGUAUUUUCCCAGGAACCCCGUCAGGUCCAGCAGCUUUCCUGGGGUUGACUUUGCUCCCGAUUCACAUCCUGUGCCUGCAAAGUGCGCGAGUGGGAGCUGGGAGGUGGUUGAGGUUGGAAUUGUGGGGGUGUGGCUGCCAAUUUAUGGGUUGGGUUCUCAAAGCGUGCGAAGAAGGCGUUCAGCUCCUCCGCCAGCUGACCGCUCGAGUCCACAGCCGUGUUGUUCUGCCCCCUGAAAUUGGUAAUCCCCUGGAUGCCCUGCCACGUCUGCCGUGGGUUGUGGUUAGAGAGAUGAUCCUCUAUUUUGGUUGUUGUUUGGUAUUGACAUUUUUGAUAUUUCUCCUUAAAAGCAUCAUUUGUAAUUAUGGCAAUGCAGUUACUUGGCCCAAGAAGCCUCAUCUGCUGCAGCUGAUCUUCCUCCAGAAGGCCUCUGGCUCCUGGCUGCUGGAUCCAGCUCUGGCUGCUGCACUGGGGAAGACCAGAGAGGAGGUGGAAAAGUCAAAACCUGCACAGGUCAGUGAGGAAGUGUGGGCCACCAUCUUGGCUCUGAUCUGCCUUCAUGGUUUCAAGAUGGAUUCAAAGGAAGAGUGGGAGCUUCUGGCUAUGAAGGCUGUGUCGUGGCUCAGGGCUCAGAACGCAUCAUGUGUGACGGACUGUGUGGAAGCCGCAAAUACACUUUUGGGUUGCAGUGUGGAGAAAGACGCUUUGAGACUUUGAAGAAUUCUGUGUUUGGUACACAGAAGCUUUACUUCACCUUAUAUGUGCAUUGUACUGUACUACUGUGUUGGCCAUAUCCAUAGAGUUUGACAAUCACAGAGAAAUGUUUAGCUUUUGUGCCUUAUUAUCCUCCAUGGUUGUGCUGCACAUCAUCCAGCCAUAGUCCAUGUUAAACUGUGUGCAAACUGUCGCGUGCUGCUCUUUACAGUAUCUAACUGUUCCCUGCGCGCGCUCCCUCUUGUUGCAGUGGUACAAACUGGUCUACUGCCAACGAAUGGCAUUGUCUUGUUUUGAAGACACCUUUUUGAUAAAUAGUAGCAGCAUUUUAUUGACUUACUAUUUAACUUCACUGGCAGUCUGCUUGUGUUUUGACAUUUAAAUGUUUUCAAUGCGCAAUUGCAGCACUAGAAAAACUUUGAUUUGAAUCAGAAGCCAUCAGAAUAUGGGCUAAAAUCAUUUCACAUGGUUUAAUACUUAUUCUAUUGUUGUUGUUGGUGUUGUUGUUGUUAUUGAUUAUUGUUCUCUGACCACUGACCCUGCUUGAGAUGUUCCUCAGGAGAACUCUAAGCUCAGAUGUUCCACUGUUCACCACAAAUUCAAAAAUGCACAAACUCUACAACAGACACACAACAAAAGCAGCUUUCAGCAUUUAGAUUUCCAGUGACGACUUUUUCAGUGACAACCGACCAACGACAGAGACUGACAAAAUCCAUUUCAUCAUGAACGUGAGUGUGUUGAGAGGAAACAUGUCAUUUGUGUCAUUACAGUGAGCUGAUAGCAUAUUUUAAUAUUUUUUUUAUUUAUUCAUUUAUUUAUUUUUUUUACAUAAAACUUUUAUUCCACUACAGUCAUCAUCAUAAAUAAUAAGUUUGAUUAAUUUCUGACUUUUAACCCUGUAUAUGCCAGUGUUUGUGAUGGCAUCACAAAAAAAAAAAAACUAAAAUAAUAACAGCUGCUAAGAAUAUGAUUGCGACUCACUGAAAGCCACCUCAUGAUUUGUCUACUCGAACUCGAAUGUUGCUUCGGGAAAAACUUUGAGAGUUUAGAGAGACUUUUAGAGUUCCGACUUUGGUGUUUGGUUUUUGGUCGCUUCUGUUAUCUCUAUCUCCCUCUAUAUGUUUGUCUUGUCUUUCGUGUUUGUAUUGUGUUGUUAUACAUCAGUUGUGUGUUCUCUUUUCUCCCCCCUUUUCCUCUGUCUAUAUAUGCUAGGACACGUUACUUUGUCGUAGUCAUGCUAUGUGUUAUUGAAAAAAGUUAAUAUGAUGGCACUGUACAUGGUAUGACACUGUUGUUCUAGAUAAAAACAUUUGAUCACAAAAAAAAAUAAAAUAAUAAAGUUA
Mugil cephalus (flathead mullet) is the source of this 3227-nucleotide messenger RNA. Its product is annotated as von Willebrand factor A domain-containing protein 5A-like. Bases 1315 to 1887 code for a protein of 190 amino acids. The transcript has 3 exons. The record is from RefSeq and is a predicted model, not a curated record. Lineage: Eukaryota; Metazoa; Chordata; Actinopteri; Mugiliformes; Mugilidae.